Colletotrichum chrysophilum is the source of this 1938-nucleotide messenger RNA. RefSeq lists its product as uncharacterized. Gene Ontology annotation, molecular function: beta-glucosidase activity. NCBI's taxonomy places the organism in Eukaryota, Fungi, Ascomycota, Sordariomycetes, Glomerellales, Glomerellaceae. Gene Ontology annotation, biological process: glucan catabolic process. Bases 1 to 1938 code for a protein of 645 amino acids. The transcript has 3 exons. The record is from RefSeq and is a predicted model, not a curated record.
AUGACGAGCUACCCCAAGGUCAACGGUGCCUACGUCGACGACCAGACCACGUUUCUGAAAGACAUCCUCCGCGAUGAGUGGAAAUUCAAAGGGCUGGUCAUGACCGACUGGGGUGCCGCGUCGGCUGCUAUAGCGAAUGGUAUUCGAAAUGGGCAGCCUGCUGUGGUACACAAGCUCAUUGAGGAUGGAAAGGUUGACGUCAAAGACAUUGACGAGCGUGUGCUACCUCUUCUUAAGCUUCUACGCCAGACAGGCAAGUUUACCGACAGAAGGGAACCGGUCCCGGAGCGCGCCAUCAGUCGUCCGGAGCAUGAGAAGCUUAUUCGUGAAGCUGGAGGAGAAUGCGUAGUUCUGCUGAAGAACUCUCACGGCGCUCUCCCUCUUAAGCCAUCUCAUCUCGAAAAUAUCGCCGUGCUUGGGCCUCUUGCAAAACAUGCAGCUGCCCACGGAGGCGGUAGUGCAUCAUUGAACUGUCAUUACAAGAUCAGCCCCUUUGAUGCUAUCAAGUCACGCCUCCAUGAUAGUAAACUGUCAUACUCCAAGGGAGCCCACGUCUUUCGUGCAUACCCUGAUUUCGUUGCCGGAACACGAAACCGAUUGGGCAAUCCUGGCUUUGCUGCGGACUUCUACGAGAAUUUGGAUCUCACUGGAGAGCCGUUUUGUACCGAGGAGUACCCUAGAGGAAGCUUCAUGACUCUCAUGAAUGACAAUGUUGUCAGCGCAAAGUCCGCGAGACUUAGCACCGAGUACAGUCCAGACGUAAGCGGAAAGCACUACCUCAGCUUCUCGGGUAUGGGGCCUGCCCGACUUUUCAUCAAUGGCGAGUUUCAAGGCGAGAUCAAAGAAACCGCAGAAGCAAUGUCCUUCCUUCUAGGCGUGCAGGAGGAGCAACAUCUCCAGUAUGACUUCGUGGUCGGAAAGACGUACAGCAUUGUCAUCGAAUCAACAAUUUCGCCAGUUCCGAACGCAGAGCUGUAUCUUGCGGAUGACCAGAUCGCGGUGCAUCUCGGAUUCGUCAGUCAACAGGAGAUGGAAGCCGAUCUACUGUCUGAAGCGGUGAGCUUCGCAACAGACGCUGAUGUUGCCCUCAUCUUUGUCGGAAACACCCCGCAAUGGGAAACCGAAGGCCAGGACAUGGCCACUAUGACCCUCCCAGCUGAUGGCUCCCAAGACAAGCUGAUCGCUGAGGUCGCCAAAGUCAACCCCAACACCAUAGUGGUUAUUACCACGGGAGUGCCAGUAGAGCUGCCAUGGCUUGACAACGUCGCAGCUGUCGUCCAGGCUUGGUAUGGUGGGCAAGAGACUGGAAACUCAAUCCUUGAUGUGCUUCUUGGCGAGGUCAAUCCGAGCGGGAGGCUUCCCAUGUCUUGGCCCAAAAAGAAUGAACACACAGCGUGCUACGGCCACUUUGGCCUCGACAGUUGGGACAGCAGAGAGGUGGAGUAUGUCGAAGGUGUCAACGUUGGCUACAGGCACUUCGAUUCUCAGUAUGGCACAGGGCAAGAAGUCCUGUUCCCAUUCGGUUAUGGCCUGAGCUACUCCACAUUUGAGCACUCGGCCUGCGCGCUAUCGGGCACCCUGGACGCAAAUGAUGAGAAUGCCAAGAUUAAUGUCGCUGUCACAGUCCAUAACACCAGCGACGUCGCAGGGUCUGAGGUGGUGCAAGUCUACGUGUUGCCCCCGAAAUCACGGACCGGAGUCGAGAGACCUCCGAAGGCUCUUGUGGCGUUCGACAAGAUUCAUUUGAAUCCAGGUGCACAGAAAGAUAUUCAAUUGAGUUUCAAACGAGAUGGUGCUGCGUUCUGGUCCGAGGCUGGGAGACUGUGGGAAGUAGAGGCGGGUGAGCAUGAGGUGCACGUCUCAACAAGCUCUUGCCCGAAGGAUACUAAGUCAAUUCUUGUGCUAGACGUCACGGAAGGCUUUACUUUUCGCCCCUGA